AUGACUUUCCAGGGCGCUGCCGGCAACAAUUAUGAAGUCUUCCGGGAGUGCGUAUCUGCCGCCAUUGUCCAGAGGUCUGAAGCAGGCGACAAGAAAGCUGUAAAGCGGAAGGCUAGGGGAAAGAAACGAGACAAUGCUGGCACUGAUCUCAGAUCAGAGGGAAAAGGCCCAGAUUUUAUAGAGAAACAAAACCCUGAAGAAUUGGCCGAAUUCAUCGACUUUAUCGCAUCAGAGACUUUCUAUGCGCUGCCAAACGAGAUGCAAACCCUGUCGUACUCAAAUAUUCAGAAUGAUCCAUCGCUAGCCAGUCGGUACAAAGACCCUGCUGACAUGCCUGCUUCUACUAUGGAAGCUUGGGCUGCAGUCGUACCAGUAUCUGUAUCGGAGUCUCUCUCAGUCUAUGGUAUAAUCCCAGAGACGCUGGAUUUGAUCGCGGCAUUUAUACGCCCUGUUUUGACGGAUUUUCUUACAUCUGUGACCACGGGCCCUCCAUCCUGGGCGUCUACUCGCGUUGACGCCUGUGAGAUCUGCGAGCGCGACUGGAUCCCGCUAUCCUACCAUCAUCUCAUACCUCGAGAAGUCCAUGCUAAGGUUCUCAAACGCGGCUGGCAUGAGGAGUGGAUGUUGAACAGUGUGGCUUGGUUGUGCCGUGCAUGUCACAGCUUUGUGCACCGUAUGGCAAGCAACGAAGAGCUAGCACGCGAGUAUUACACUGUAGACCGCAUUCUUGAAAGAGACGAUGUCCAAGACUGGGCCAAGUGGGUUGGACGGGUCCGUUGGAAAACCAAGUAG
Molecule: messenger RNA, 792 nt
Organism: Talaromyces proteolyticus
Lineage: Eukaryota; Fungi; Ascomycota; Eurotiomycetes; Eurotiales; Trichocomaceae
Exons: 2
Coding region: 1-792 (263 amino acids)
Source: RefSeq, a predicted model, not a curated record